ACCCUUCUUCUCAACCCUCAUUCUCAACUUUUGGUGUUGGAAAAGUUGCUGGCACCGUCGCAUCCUUUCACUUUCCUUCCUACCCAAGACCAACUCUCAAAUUCGCUCCUCAAGCCUUCAAGAUGGCGGACGACGCCCAGCAUGAGCACACCUUCGACUCGGCCGAUGCCGGUGCCUCCACCACGUAUCCGAUGCAAUGCUCGGCCCUGCGCAAGAACGGCUUCGUCUGCAUCAAAAACCGUCCCUGCAAGAUCGUCGACAUGUCCACCUCCAAGACUGGCAAGCACGGUCACGCCAAGGUCCAUCUGGUAGCCAUCGAUAUCUUCACUGGCAAGAAGCUUGAGGAUCUCUGCCCCUCCACCCACAAUAUGGAUGUCCCCAACGUCUCCCGCCGCGAGUAUCAGCUUCUUGACAUCGCUGACGAUGGUUUCCUUUCCCUCAUGUCCGAGGACGGAGAGACCAAGGACGACGUGAAGAUGCCCGAUGGUGAGAUUGGCGACAAGAUCACCCGUCUCUUCACCACCGAGGAGAAGGACACCAACGUCGUUAUCCUUACUGCCAUGGGUGAGCAGUUGGCUGUUGAGGCCAAGGAGGCUCCCCGCCAGAACUGAGCGACCUGCCCCCCAGGCAAGCUCGACGAUGACAACCUUCGUUGAUUAGCAUUGACGAAAUGAUGCCUUUAUCAAGAUGGAUGUCAACUGCGUGAGGUGGAUAUCUUCGAUGAUGCUGCUUGAUCGUUGAUGUCUGGGGAAUCUCCCCUUUUUGGUCGUUACGCAGAAGGGUUCUAUCUGGACAUGCACUUGUUUCUGCUGGGUAUAUGAAGUGGUCGUAAUCACUCCCACAGUUUCCACGUUUUCCUUGACAUGCCGCCUUCCCCGCGUCUUACGACACGUACAGCACAAACAAUAUGGAAAUCUGAAGCUUAUUGGCGGCGACAUGCUUGGCCCGUAGAAUCCACAAGUUUCCCAAGAUGUAUCUCUCUUACAAUUUGAACGAUGUGACUUGAUGUGAAAACGUAGCCGAAUAUUUGACCAUGCCAAUCGUCGCAAGUA
Pseudomassariella vexata is the source of this 1052-nucleotide messenger RNA. RefSeq names its product eukaryotic translation initiation factor eif-5a. The transcript has 4 exons. Bases 123 to 611 code for a protein of 162 amino acids. Gene Ontology annotation, molecular function: translation elongation factor activity; ribosome binding; RNA binding. NCBI's taxonomy places the organism in Eukaryota, Fungi, Ascomycota, Sordariomycetes, Amphisphaeriales, Pseudomassariaceae. Gene Ontology annotation, biological process: positive regulation of translational elongation; positive regulation of translational termination. The record is from RefSeq and is a predicted model, not a curated record.